GUCACCACAUCAACCUUAACACACCGGUUGUCGCUAUGUCUAUACGGCCUAUGUGCUGUAAAUAAUCUGUUUUCUGUGAUCCGUUUAAGGCAGGAUAUGUAGCUAGGCUAUGUGAAAAUGUAGGACAUCGACCUGCUGCACAAUCUACGAUCGUCGAUCAGGGUGUUCAACGCACCUCCGUUUCAGUUUAAAAAGUCGUGUCGCUACGUUUUGUCGGGGCUGAGUGGCGUAAUUAGACAGUCUGGGUAACAUUUCUCACGGGAAAGAAACAAUGUGUUUGUUCGUUGUUGUUUUUUGCAGUUUGGCUUUAACGUCGGCCGUUAAUCAAACAGAAUCUGAUGUGGACUCCUGGUAUGUUGCUGCUGUGUAUGAGCACAACUUAAUCCUGAACCCGGAGCCUGAUGUCCCCCUGUCCCGCCUCGAUGCCCUGCAGCACAUGCAGAAAAACCUGGAUAUCUACGAGGAGCAGGCUGCCCGGGCUGCUCAGCAGGGUGCCCAGAUCUUGGUGUUUCCAGAAGAUGGUCUUCAUGGUUUUAACUUCAGCCGUUCUUCCAUCUCCGGCUACCUAGAAACCAUUCCUGACCCGCAGCAGGAGAGCUGGAACCCCUGCACAGAGCCAGACAAAUACAACAACACUGAGGUUCUCCAUCAGCUGAGCUGUAUGGCCCGUCGUAACAACCUCUACCUGGUGGCCAACAUGGCUGACCUGCAGCCCUGCCCCCUGAAGACUGACCCCUCCUCCUCCUGUCCCUCUGAUGGACGCUGGCAGUUCAACACCAACGUGGUUUUCAGGUCAGAUGGUCUGCUGGUGGCUCGCUACCAUAAACACAACCUCUACUUUGAGGAGGCCUUCGAUACGCCGCUGCAACCUGAGAUCAUAACGUUUGAUACACCUUUUGCUGGAAGGUUUGGCCUUAUGAUCUGCUUUGACAUCCUGUUCCACAAGCCCACAGUUGCCCUGGUGGAGAAGGGUGUGCGUCAGCUGAUCUACCCUACAGCUUGGAUGAACCAGCUCCCCCUUCUGGACACGAUCCAGUUCCAGCAGGCAUUCAGCUUAGGUGCCAAUGUCACCCUGCUAGCGGCCAACAUUCGUAACGACCAAUAUAACAUGAGAGGAAGUGGUAUCUACACCCCUUUUUCUGCCACCUACCACCACGCCCAGAAAGGAGACCCAGAGGAGGGCAGGCUGCUGGUGGCCAGGGUGCCGGUCUUAGACCCACUGUGGGUGGGGCAGAGUGUAACCACAGAGGAGGGGUUAGUUAGGAGUGAGUCCACAUCAUCUACAGCUACAGACACUGGAUUCUGUCACCAAGAGAGCUGUUCUGAUUCUCCCCCUCCUGAAACUGCUUCAUCAGUUCCUCCCUCCUCUGCCACCUUCAUCUCAUCUAUGAUGUACGAUCCCUUUACAUUUGUCCUCUUGAAUGAAACAGAGGGCAAAGUGAAUGUGUGUAAUGGCACCUUUUGCUGUCACCUGCAGUACUGGCGGUUACCACAGGGCAGCAGUAAAGAGCUCUACGCAUUGGGAGCAUUUGCUGGAACACACACUGUGAACGGACGCUACGGCCUCCAGGUGUGUGCGCUAGUCCGCUGUGCAGGGUUGGACGUCAGUUCCUGUGGACAGGAAGUGGAAGAGGCUGAGUCUAAAAUGGACUUUGUGUUGGAGGGGAAGUUUGGGACCAGAUAUGUGUACCCAUCAGUUUUGGCUAGCAAGAUGGUCCUGGAGCAACCAGAGCAUCUGGAAACAGCUGCAGAUGGCAGAGUGACCAUGAAACACUCAAACAUGACUGGUGGCCUGGUCACUGCCUGUCUGUACGGACGAAUGUAUCACCUGGACAAUGAAUGAACUGCUUUGGAGUAUAUAGGUGUAUCAGUAGAAAAAUAUCAAAUACAUUUUUAAAACUGAAAAAAAUCUAAUGUUCUGACCAAGAGUGGGUAUGUUGUUACACAUUUGUCUUUUGUCAUAUACGUUACCAGUGUGCGUGAGUGACAGCCAUCCAUGUCUGCUAUGAUAGCCUGAAGAAGAACUCUGAAUUACAUCUAAAUAUAUCUGUUUAAUGAACUUCCUGACUGCCAGUGGCAGUAACAAAGUGUAUGUGUUGAAUGUCAAUCACAUUCUGUUUCCAUCACAGUUCUCACUUGGAUUACCUGGCUACUAGUCUUCAUCAAAGGAAUUACAUUUCCAGAAUAAUUGCCUGAGCCAUGUGCCGGAUGACCCUCACCUCCACUCUCUGUGUGUUGCCGUUCACAAAAUCCCUUCAAUCCGGGAAACAACAAACUUCGAGCUAGCAAGUUACAUGCUGAAAAUGGCAACUUUUGAAGAAAAUUUGG
Messenger RNA from Sander lucioperca (pikeperch), 2328 nucleotides. RefSeq names its product biotinidase-like. NCBI's taxonomy places the organism in Eukaryota, Metazoa, Chordata, Actinopteri, Perciformes, Percidae. The record is from RefSeq and is a predicted model, not a curated record. The transcript has 7 exons. Bases 272 to 1843 code for a protein of 523 amino acids. Gene Ontology annotation, molecular function: hydrolase activity, acting on carbon-nitrogen (but not peptide) bonds, in linear amides.